Elgaria multicarinata webbii is the source of this 3717-nucleotide messenger RNA. RefSeq names its product cartilage intermediate layer protein (gene CILP). The record is from RefSeq and is a predicted model, not a curated record. Bases 112 to 3645 code for a protein of 1177 amino acids. Lineage: Eukaryota; Metazoa; Chordata; Lepidosauria; Squamata; Anguidae. The transcript has 8 exons.
UCCAUGCAGGGGGACUAAACAGACUCUAAAAUCGGAGAGAGAACACCUAAACACAUUUGAUCCGAUUAGGACUCCGUGCCUGAGCAACCAAUCCUAUUCCUGGAGAAAAAGAUGGAUGGAAAACAGUGCCGGCUUUUCCCUUUCUUACUCCUUCUUGAAGUGACGUGCAUUUUCGGUGAACGGGUUUUAAAGCAGUCGGUCGGCAGGAUCCAGCCUGGACAGAAACUCUACAGCCUUUCAAUCAAGCGCGGUCCAGACAAUCAUGGAAUGUGGACCACUUGGUUUAAUAUUGACCAUCCCGGAGGCAACGGGGAUUACGAGCGCAUGGACGCCAUCCGUUUUUACUACCGGGAGAGGGUGUGUGCGAGGCCCAUCCUCAUCGAAGCUCGAACGACAGACUGGAUCUCUGCUGCCACCACGGGCCAGGUGGUCCACUCCGAUGCCCAAGAGGGAUUCUGGUGUCUGAAUAAGGAGCAGCCUGCAGGGCAAGCGUGCUUGAAUUAUGCCGUGCGUUUUCUGUGCCCCGUAGGCUCUCUACUGCAAGGAUCCAAAACACUAUGGUCUUCGUGGUCAAAGUGGAGUGAAUGCUCUGCAAAAUGUGAUCAAGCCGGCAUCCAGAUGCGGACCAGAGCCUGCCUUGCAGAAAGCCUCCAGGAUCCACGCUGCAAAGAAGUGAGCGAGGAAGGAAGGCGCUGUUCUGGACCCCCUUGCUCAGUGUGUAACAUGACCUGCUCCAUGGGCCGUGUGAACGCAGAGUGCGAUGCAUGUAUGUGUGAGGAACAUCUGCUCCGCGGCAAGGUCUCCCUUCAGGAUGGCGCCCCAGCCGCUGGUGCCGCCAUCUACCUCCAAGACGAGACGACAAAGUUGUUAACGGUGUCAGACAACAAUGGGGUGUUCCAGGUUCCUGGCGUGUGCCCAGAUGGAAAAACCGUUUUGCAGAUCAAACAGCCAAAAUACGUGACCGCUUUGGUUGCUGUGACUGAGAGCUCCAAAAAUCCAUCCUCAGUCCAUGUCCGCUUGAAAAGAGCAGAAAAACCAUAUAUGGUGACGCAUCCAGAGAACAGAGCCAGAAGAGAAGGGCAGAGUGUGUCUUUCUGUUGCCACGCUGUUGGAGAUCCCAAUCCCGAUCGUUAUCUUUGGUUCCACAAUGAAACUUUGCUGGACCCCGCACUCUAUAAAUACAGAGGCAACCUGGUGUUAAAGAACUUGAAAAAGGAACAGGCCGGGCAAUAUUCCUGCAAGACCAGCAACGAUGCAGGUUCAGUGAAGUCACAAGCCGCCACACUUUCCCUAAAAGCCAAGAACGAAGCUCCCUGCGACCCAAGGCCUGAGAGCUACCUCAUCCGACUGCCGCAUGAUUGCUUCCAAAACUCAACGAGCUCCUUCUACUAUGAUGUUGGUAGGUGCCCGUCCAACGCAUGCCCUGGAAUGUCGCACAAAGGGCUCCAGUGCAAGGACACCGUCGCUUACUGCUGUGGGGUCUCCAGUUUGGAAACACGAGAAAUAACGUGUGCUGGAUACACGCUCCCCGUCAAAGUGACGGUCGAGUGUGGCUGUCAGAAAUGCACGGAAGCCAAAGUCACGGUUAGAGGAAGAGCCCUGGCUUCAGAUACCCAAGAGCCCAUGAGAUUUGGGCAUAUAUAUAUGGGCAACAACCGGGUCAGCAGGACAGGUUAUAAGGGAACCUUUUCCAUUCAAGUGCCACCCAGCACAGAGAGGCUGGUUCUCACCUUCGUGGAUCGCCUGCAGAAGUUUGUGAACACCACCAAAGUGCUUCCUUUCAACAAAAACGGCGGGGCCGUCUUCCACGAGAUCAAGAUGUUAAGGAAGAAACCGCCCGUCACGCUAGAAUCGAUGGAGAGCAAUGUGAUUUCCUUGGGAGAUAUGGAGGGAGAGGACCCAAUAGCUGAACUGGAAAUCCCUCCCAAUACCUUUUACAGACAGAAUGGAGAACCCUAUGUGGGAAAAGUAAAAGCCAGUGUGACUUUCCUGGACCCGAGGAAUGUCUCCAGCGCAUCCACAGCGCAAAGCGACCUGAGUUUCGUCGAUGAUGAAGGCGACAUGCUCCCGCUUCGGACGUACGGCAUGUUCUCUAUGGAUUUCACCGACGAAGCAGCCACAGAGUCCCUCAAUGCGGGGAAAGUGAAAGUCCAUCUCGACUCUGCUCAGGUCAGGAUGCCGGAACAUCUGAAGGGGAUGAAGCUUUGGUCUCUCAACCCACAGACAGGCUUGUGGGAGGAAGAAGGGGACUUCCAAGUGGGCCAGAGCAGACGCGGCAAGCGAGAGGAGAGGACGUUUCUGGUGGGCAACAUGGAGAUAAGAGAACGGAGGCUCUUCAACCUAGAUGUCCCGGAGAGCAGGCGAUGCUACAUCAAGGUGCGUGCUUAUAGGAGCGAGAGGUACCUGCCCAGCGAACAAGUCGUAGGCGUCGUGGUUUCGGUGAUCAACUUGGAACCAACACCAGGCUAUUCGUCCAAUCCCAGAGCUUGGGGCCGCUUUGACAGUGCCGUCACGGCCUCCAACGGAGCAUGUGUGCCAGCGUUCUGCGAUGACCAAAACCCCGAUGCCUACAGCGCUUACAUCAUGGCAAGUCUCGGGGCGGAAGAACUUGAAGCUGUCCCCUCCUCUCCAAGGCUCAGCCCUGCUGCCGUUGGAGUCCCACAGCCCUAUCUCAACAAGCUGAAGUACAGGCGGACGGACCAUGAGGAUCGGAAUGUGAAGAAGACCGCUUUCAGGAUCAGUGUGGCCAAACCCACCCCCAACGCUGCGGAGGAGAGCAACGGGCCCAUAUACCCUUACGAGAAGCAGCGAGAAUGUGAAGCAGCCCCACAUAUUGCAGCUCACUUCAGGUUUUAUAGGGUCGAGGGAGACAGGUAUGACUACAACACCGUCCCUUUUAACGAGGACGACCCCAUCAACUGGACUGAAGACUACUUGGCCUGGUGGCCUAAGCCGAUGGAAUUCAGGGCAUGUUACGUUAAGGUGAAAAUUAACGGGCCCCUCGAGGUGAAUGUGAGGUCCCGCAACACAGGGGGCACGCAUCCGCGGACCGUUGGCAAGCUGUACGGCAUCAGAGACGUGCGCAGCAUCCGUGACCUGGUCCAACCCAACCUGUCAACAGCAUGCCUGGAAUUCAAGUGCAGCGGCAUGUUGUAUGACCAAGAACGUGUUGACCGGACGCUAGUGAAAAUUAUCCCACAGGGAAACUGCUACAGAGCGAGUGUCAACAGCAUGCUACACGAGUAUCUCAUCAACCACCUUCCAGUUGCAGUUAAUAACGACUCCAGCCAGUAUACCAUGUUGGCUCCUCUCGACCCUCUGGGUCACAACUACGGGAUCUACACCGUUACAGACCAGGACCCUAGGUCAGCCAAGGAAAUCGCUCUGGGCAGAUGUUUCGAUGGAACAUCAGACGGUUCCUCGAGGAUUAUGAAGAACAAUGUGGGCAUAGCGUUAACUUUUAACUGCGAAGAGAGAGACGCGCAACAACAAAGCUUAUUCCAGUCCCUGCGGAACGCGCCUAGCCGGUAUCCGGGAAGUCCUCUUAGGGAGAGAAUAGGCGUGAGAAGGCCAAGCGAAAGCCGUGGGGGUCUGAUCAGGGGAAGGGGCGUUCCCUUCGUCAGAACGCCGCAAAAAGCCCAAUAAGCUCUUAUAUAGGCCCCUCCCCACACAGCGGUUCUGUAAGGAUGCCAGAGUCCGUGCCAAUGCAUGCACAUC